AUGAUCAAAGGGUAUUGGAUGCCGUUUGAGGCUGCUAAAGCAGUGGCUGCCACCUUUUGCUGGAAGAUUCGAUAUGCCUUAACCCCUUUAUUUGGGGUCGGUUUUCUUUCAGAGUGUAUUAAGCCGACCGAUGAGAUGUUUGGACGUAUGAUCAUUGACCCGGCAAUUAUUCGAGCUGCAACCAUUACAGCACAUCAGCAGCGCAAUCUUGAGCUCCAGAAGGCAUCCUCCAAUCGUCUUGCGAGCUCUAACAUUUCCUACUUACCCCUGAAACCUAGGGCAGAGCAUGUUAGUGUCAAAAGACUGCGUUCUAGAUCCCACGACAGUUCUCCAGACGAUGAGGAUGUCACUCUUUUUGAUAACAGAGGCCCAAAUCCCCAUAGGGGCGCUUCCUACUAUGACCACCAAGCAUACUCUCCAUCAACCCUACCAAAUUCUGGAUGGACGCCUGCCAAUACGCCACGUACCUCCCAGCCUUUCAGGCGUCUCAUGAAUAACGGAAAUGAGAGCAUUCUCCCGUCUCCCAAGGACAUCAUUGAGUCACUUUCUCGGAUGAAUAACACUAAACUGUCGACUCGCCCCAAUGGGUCAUACCUAGCCUUCAAUGAAGUUGAGAAUGUCAGCGAUGACGGCAGCGGCGACGAUGAUAGUAUCAAUGCAUCGACAUCUGAAGAUGAGCCUGGGAAUAAAGUGCUUACCCAAUGGUCUAAGGUGGACCGCAGCUUCGAAUCCGAGGCCGACGGUGAAACAGACCAAGAAGAUACGGCAAUGCCUGACGAAAAAACACCCCUAUGUUUGCCUCUUACCCAAACACCGCGCGAGGGCACAAAUGAAAGCGUCGUUCAUACUAGACACUCAAAUCCGGAGGGGUCUGUGACAGGAAACGAUGAGGUGGAAAAGGAGAAUACGAGGGAAAAGCAUGAGGCAGCAGCCGAACCAAAGCCGGAAGGGAGGCAGUCACCUCUACCCUUGACAAACGAUGCCAGGGCAGCGUAUAUGUUGAUGAAACUACAUAUGCAGGAGGCAGCGGGCAACAACACUGCGGCCUUAGAUGAAGACCCGGCAAGGAAGAAGAGGCGUGCAUCAGCAUAG
This is a messenger RNA of Trichophyton benhamiae CBS 112371, 1092 nucleotides long. RefSeq names its product APSES transcription factor Xbp1, putative. Lineage: Eukaryota; Fungi; Ascomycota; Eurotiomycetes; Onygenales; Arthrodermataceae. The record is from RefSeq and is a predicted model, not a curated record. Gene Ontology annotation, molecular function: DNA binding. The transcript has a single exon. Bases 1 to 1092 code for a protein of 363 amino acids.